CAAUGAGGAGGGCUUCGAGUUACCACGGGGUCUGCUAUCUCUACAGUCAGACUCUUCUUCUCUUCGCUUAAGCUAGAUGUCGAAAAGUAUGCAGCGCAUUAUGGGCUAGGCUUUAAUUAGCGUUAUUACUUGUGUCCGUUGCGCAGCUCCUAUACGCUUUCGAAUUGAACUUCAGAGUGGGUCCGAGGCACAGCUGCCUACAGCUUUAAAGGCGCCCAUUGGUUGUUUAGCUAAGAUCAUUGGCCGCAUGAGGCUAGUGUGCCUGUAUUGAUUUCUCCUAAGUGUUGACAAACGCACUACUUGUGCUUUGCAGUUUGAGUCUGCCUCAGUCGGAUGCAUAGAGAAGCGUUUUUUUGUUCAACGUCAUUUCAAGUUUGAUCAAUAUCGUCCUGCUGGUCCAAUUGGAGGAGCUGUAUUCACAAUCUGAUCCGCCACUCGCACCACCACCAUCUUUAGGAGAAGUCCUUUCUUUUGCCCACAGUUGCAGAAAAAUUGCUCGGCAGCCCGGCGUGCACCUCAAUGAACCUAACUGGUGCACUGUGAGCGCAGAGCAUUGAUCUGGAGGGGUUUUGCGCCUGCUACUGCGUAUGUUUUGGUUUAAACAGUUCCUUUUUAGGGGUUGCUUUUAAAAGCUCGGAGAAAAAUGGCACAAAGCGUGUUCCUUUUUUUACUGUGGCUUUUCGGCAGCUCCCUCGCAGGCUUUCCUAAUCAGAUAAACAUAGGGGGGCUCUUCAUGCGGUCGACGGUGCAGGAGCACAGCGCUUUCAGAUUUGCCGUACAGCUCUACAACACCAACCAAAACAUGACCGAGAAGCCUUUCCAUCUGAAUUACAACGUAGAUAACCUCGAGUCUUCCAACAGCUUCGCUGUUACCCAUGCGUUCUGCUCCCAGUUCUCCAGAGGCGUGUAUGCCAUCUUUGGCUUCUAUGACAAGAAGUCCAUGAACACGCUGACCUCCUUCUGUGGGGCCCUGCACACCUCCUUCAUCACACCCAGUUACCCCAUCGACUCCGACGUGCAGUUUGUCAUCCAGAUGCGCCCGGCGCUCAAGGGGGCUGUGCUUAGCCUCCUCUCCCGGUACAAGUGGCAGAAGUUCGUCUACCUCUACGACACAGACAGAGGGUACUCAAUACUUCAAGCAAUCAUGGAGGCAGCUGUGGCUAACAACUGGCAGGUGACGGCACGGUCCGUGGGGAGCAUCACCGACCCCCUGGAGUUCAAGCGCAUCAUCGAGGAAAUGGACAGGAGACAGGAGAAGCGCUACCUGAUCGACUGUGAAGUGGACCGGAUCAACGUCAUCCUGGAACAGGUUGUGACCCUGGGGAAGAAUAGCCGAGGCUACCAUUACAUUAUUGCCAAUCUGGGCUUCUCCAAUGUGAGCUUGGACAAGGUUGCUCUCGGUGGAGCGAACAUAAGUGGGUUCCAGAUAAUCAAUCCGGAGAACCCCAUCGUACAGCAGUUCCUCCAGCGCUGGGACCGGCUAGAUGAAAGAGAAUUCCCAGAGGCCAGGAACACGCCUCUGAAGUACACCUCUGCGCUCUCCUACGAUGCCAUCCUGGUGAUCGCUGAAGCCUUCCGCUACCUGCGGAGGCAGCGGGUGGACGUGUCGCGGCGGGGCAGCGCGGGCGACUGCCUGGCUAACCCGGCGGUGCCCUGGAGCCAAGGCAUCGACAUUGAGCGAGCCCUCAAAACGGUCCAAGUUCAAGGUAUGACUGGAAAUAUCCAGUUUGACAGCUUCGGUCGAAGAUCAAACUAUACCAUUGACGUGUAUGAGAUGAAAUCAGGUGGGCCAAGGAAGAUCGGGUACUGGAACGAGUUUGAGCGCUUUGUAUCUAUAAUGGACCCGCAGGUCACCAACGACUCCUCCCCAGUGGAAAACCGAACAAUUGUGGUCACUACUAUUAUGGAAGCCCCGUAUGUGAUGUACAAGAAAAACCAUGAUCGUCUGGAGGGGAAUGAAAAGUAUGAAGGCUACUGUGUCGAUUUAGCUUCUGAGAUUGCUAAACAUGUGGGCAUUAAGUACCAGCUGUCCAUAGUGAUGGACGGCAAGUAUGGCGCCAGGGACCCCGAGACCAAGACGUGGAACGGGAUGGUGGGUGAACUUGUCUAUGGGAGGGCAGAUAUAGCCGUCGCGCCACUGACUAUCACCCUGGUGCGCGAGGAAGUCAUAGACUUUUCCAAACCGUUCAUGAGCCUGGGCAUCUCCAUCAUGAUCAAGAAGCCGCAGAAGUCCAAGCCUGGCGUCUUCUCCUUCCUCGAUCCUCUGGCCUACGAGAUCUGGAUGUGCAUCGUUUUCGCCUACAUUGGCGUGAGCGUGGUGUUGUUCCUCGUGAGUCGCUUCAGCCCCUAUGAGUGGCACCUGGACGAGCAGGACGAGACCAAAGACCCACAGACGCCUCCCGACCCGCCCAACGACUUUGGGAUCUUCAACAGCCUGUGGUUCUCCCUGGGGGCCUUCAUGCAGCAGGGCUGCGAUAUCUCUCCAAGGUCCUUGUCAGGGAGAAUUGUUGGAGGCGUCUGGUGGUUUUUCACUCUCAUCAUAAUCUCGUCCUACACGGCCAACCUUGCUGCUUUCCUCACUGUGGAGCGAAUGGUCUCCCCCAUUGAGAGCGCAGAGGAUCUCGCCAAACAAACAGAGAUUGCCUAUGGAACUCUGGAUUCAGGCUCCACAAAAGAGUUCUUUAGGCGCUCUAAAAUAGCCGUGUAUGAGAAAAUGUGGUCAUACAUGAAAUCUGCUGAGCCCUCUGUCUUUGCCAAGACAACACCUGAUGGGGUGGCGCGGGUACGAAAGUCGAAGGGCAAGUUCGCCUUUCUUCUCGAAUCCACCAUGAACGAGUACAUUGAGCAGCGGAAGCCCUGCGACACCAUGAAAGUGGGCGGAAACCUCGACUCUAAGGGCUAUGGGGUGGCGACCCCCAAAGGCUCAGCAUUAAGAAAUGCUGUUAACCUGGCAGUUUUAAAACUGAAUGAGCAAGGCCUCUUGGACAAAUUGAAAAACAAAUGGUGGUACGACAAGGGAGAGUGCGGCAGCGGGGGAGGUGACUCCAAGGACAAGACAAGUGCACUCAGCCUGAGCAAUGUAGCCGGAGUCUUCUAUAUUCUGGUUGGAGGGCUGGGGUUGGCCAUGAUGGUGGCUCUAAUAGAGUUCUGUUACAAGUCACGAGCAGAGUCCAAAAGGCUGAAACUCGAAAAGAAUGCCCAAAACUUUAAGCCAGCUCCCCCAACAAACACUCAGAACUUUGCCACAUACCGAGAAGGCUACAAUGUGUAUGGAACAGAGAGCGUUAAGAUCUAGGGGUGCAAUGAAUUUCAAGUACUUGCAGUAUUCCUGGUGAUUGUGACGAAAAAAAAAGCAAACAAACACAAAAAAAACUUACAAAGAUGGCUGGAUCCUUGGAAGAGACACAUUUCCAAGCCUUCAGUCCUAAAUGCCGUUGCGGACAAGGUGUGGUAAUCUAAUGACAUGGCAGCCUUCUGUCAUGUGAGGAACUGCAUUUGCUUCCUUCAGUGCCUUAAGGAACAUUCUGAAAAACAAUCACAACAAUGCAACUCAUCACGGUAAUAUGACAUCGCUUGAGACAUACACGCCAACAAAGGAAUGCUAACGUAAUGUAAUCUGUGAACGAAACCAAGAAUCAAAGCCAUCACAUGGAAUCCUAGCACAUUUUUGGAAGUGCCAGCCAAACCUCUUUUAAGGAAAAACAAAGUAGCAAAAGUCUUGGUUUUCUACAUUCUGAAGGAAUUUAUUAAGGACUUCCUGGUUUCUGGGCAGUCGGAUUUGCAUUUUCACAUGCUUACUAUUCCUCUCAUUUACUGUAAAUUUGCUUUCCUAAUUGUGGCAAUUUAUUAAACAAUCAAUUUAUCAGAAUUUUAAAGUAUUAAAACGUAAUAUAUUAUUGUGGCUUUUUAUUUGAGGCUGCUGGUUAGGCUGACGCUGUUCCCUAGUUUGUGCUAAGUGGAGAUUGUUGCUCAGCUAUGGUGCUGCUGAUCAACUCCUCAGAUUAAUCUGCAGGAACAUGUGGAAGAUGAGUCCAAAGCCAUGAAGAAGAGACGUUUAGAGCCACCAUACUUCCAACUCAUCUGUGAACACAUGCACACACAAUCAACUGAAUGAAUUCAACGUGUCUAAACAAAGAUUCUCUAAUGUCAUUGUGUGGUGCAAUGAUCUCCAUGCCUCACCCACAUUUAUACAUAAGCAUACUGAUGACUUUAGAACAUCUACAUAAAUUAAUUAAGCUUUUUAUUAUUAUUUUUGUUUAAGUUGUAAUCAAAAACUACUGUACAAGAACUAUAUAAAGCUGAUCAUUUAAAUGUAGAUAAAGCAGUCCGUUAAAGGAUAACAGUAAUGGCUUUAGAGAUGUAGUAUUUUGAUUACCUCGCAGUCUCCCAAAAUAAUAGCACAUUUCAAUCCAGCUCAGUUGAUUUUAAUUUGUAUGUGUUUGGUGAAUUACUUUGUACAAAAAAAAAAGACUUUCUGAAGAAACGGAGAAUAGAUUUAUACAAGGUGAUUACAGGGGACGUCUUAAAUGCUUAGCACACUUACAUAUUGCUGUUACAUUUUUGUUUUUUAUUUUCAGAAAAAAAUAACUGUGAUUCCAUAGACUUUAGGGGAAGGACGAUUGAUACCCUGAAAGUCUGGAAAGAUAGUUUUCUAUAAAGACAUGUAGAAAAGGAAAAGGAAACAAAGAAA
Molecule: messenger RNA, 4690 nt
Organism: Alosa sapidissima (American shad)
Lineage: Eukaryota; Metazoa; Chordata; Actinopteri; Clupeiformes; Clupeidae
Gene: gria3b
Product: glutamate receptor, ionotropic, AMPA 3b
Exons: 16
Coding region: 644-3295 (883 amino acids)
Biological process (GO): modulation of chemical synaptic transmission; synaptic transmission, glutamatergic; monoatomic ion transport
Cellular component (GO): postsynaptic membrane; dendritic spine; AMPA glutamate receptor complex
Molecular function (GO): transmitter-gated monoatomic ion channel activity involved in regulation of postsynaptic membrane potential; AMPA glutamate receptor activity
Source: RefSeq, a predicted model, not a curated record